GAGAGACAUAAAUAAGAACAGUGAAGUGUACGAGACAAGAGUGAGAGAGGGAGAGAGAAGAGGGAGAGAAAAAGAGAGAGGGAGAGAGAGAGUCGCCAGCGUGGACCGGCACCUCGAAUAUCAAGAUGGAGCGAUUUUGGUUAAUAUUUACUCUCCUGACCUUCUCAAGUGCAAUGUCUCGGCGGCACCGGGACGCCACACCCUACAUUGACGAUGAGUCCCACCGCCUGUGGUCCUCAGACACCGCCGAGCUGCUGGAGGGUGAGACGGUCGACGCGCACGUUAUCCAGCAUCAUGACCCUUGCCAAGCACACUUCUGCGAGCGGGGUCGUGUGUGCCGCCUGAACCACAUCAAGGAGCCGCAGUGUGAGUGCCAGCCCUUCUGCUCCCGCCACCGCAAGCUUGUGUGUGGCAACGACGGGCGGCUGUACCUCAACCACUGCGAGCUGCACCGUGCCUCCUGCUUCACGGGCGCCCGCAUCCACAUCGACAGGAGCAGAAAGUGUUUUAGGAAAGGUUUGAUGCCCAUCACGUGGGACAACACACCGUCACCCGCCACGCCCGCGCCACGCACACGAGAGGAGAAGCUGGACCUCAAGCCGCUGCAGGUCCGAGAUGAUUUGACCCAGGGUGGCGGUGCAGUGCUGACCACACGCUCACCCUUAGAGAAGAAGGAGGAGGAAGUGAUGCUACAGGAUGAAACCACCCCCCGCAAGCCGGGUGAGCAGCGGGAGGGCCCACCGCCAGACAGCAGCAGUGACAGCAGUAGCGACGGCAGCAGCAGCAGCAGCGCCUCUCCCAGCAGCCUGUGUUCAUUGCAGCAGUAUGAGAUUCUUAAGGACAACCUGCUUCUGUACCACCACGCCCGGCUCAUGGCAGAGAAGGGUGGAACCUCCGAGCGCGAGUACCUGGUCAGCCUCAUGUUCUCCAAGUUUGACACCAACAACAACGGGGCACUCGACCGCUCCGAGCUGACACAGGUGUCGCAGGAGGAGGAGGUGAGUCGCCUGGCGGAGGACUGCUCGCUGGCCGACCUUCUCCACUACGACGACACCAACAACGAUGGACAACUCAACCUCAAUGAGUUCUAUACCGCCUUCAGUAAGUUGUACAGCGUGUCGGUGGUGUCCCUGGAUAAGGCCCUCGAGGUGAACCAGGUGUCAGCGCGCGUGGGGGACAACCUGGAGAUCAAGUGUGACGUCACUGGCACCCCGACGCCCCCUAUCGUGUGGCGCAGGAAUGGGCUGGACCUGGCGGCACUGAACUCUGAGGACAUCCGAGUGUUCAUGGAUGGCUCGCUGUACCUCACGCGGCUGCAGCUGGUCCACGCCGGGAACUACACAUGCCACGCCGACAGGAACAAGGACGUGGUACAGACGCACAUCCUCACAGUGCACACCGUGCCCACCGUCCAGGUGACACCACACAUCCAGAGUCUGCGGCCUGAGGAGGAGGCCGUGAUGAGCUGUCGGGCCACUGGUGAACCAUUCCCCAAGGUGGACUGGCUGAAGAAUGACGAGCCUCUACGCGUGGACAUCCCCCACAAGUACCAGGUGGUCGGCAACGGCACACAGCUUAGGGUCCGCAACAUUGGCUACGCAGACACUGGCGCCUACAUGUGUCAGGCCACCAGCGUUGGUGGCAUGGCUCGCGACAUCAGCUCUCUCAUCGUACAGGAAAACCCAGCCCCAACGGGUGAACAGCAGGAGAGCAGAGUGUUUGUGCACCAUGACUGGGGCAUCGCUGUGUACGAGCCAGACGAGUGCCGGCUCUUCCACGUGAUCCAGGGCACCGACGUCAUUCCCGGCACGCAGGAGUAUGUGUGUGGCGACAAAGGCACCAGAUGUUCCUGGGGCCGGGCCAUCAACGUGGCUGAGCGCUACAUCUACGUCACACAGCCACUCCUGGACCGGGUGCUGGUGGUGUCCGUGACGCAGAUGGUGGUGGUGGAUGUGAUUGUAACGGACCAGUACCCUGUUGACCUGUCCUACGUACCCAACUUGGACCAGGUGUGGGUGCUCAACUGGCGCUCUACCAGGGAUGAGGGAGGCAAGACCAUACAGGUGAUUCGCGACGCUUCUCAGAAGAAGAAGCACCACACAGUGCACCCAGAACCCAUUGAUGGCCACUUUGAUCUUGUGGAGAACCUCUUUGUUCCUUCCACUCAGGACCUUGGACAUGAGUUCCACCACGCCUAUGUCACCCACACCAACCAGCGUGGCCUCUACAAGCUGGACCUGGCCAACAUGAAGUAUGUGAAGACUGUUGACCUCACGCCUUACAACUGCGUCCCACAGCAUCUGGUCUUCUCCUCUCUACAUGGCCUGGUGGUGAUGAAUUGCCAGGAGCCGGUGACAAGAAGGCGCACAGGGCAGCUGGUGUUGGACUACCUGACAGACGCCGUGCUGAGCCACAAACCACAGCUCACCGGCGAGCCCCACGUGGUGCCAGACUCCUCCCUCGCCAUCACUGUCGACACACAGAACCACGUCAAGAUCGUCGUACAGAAAGUCACAGACCACGGACUCGACUACAUGUUUGACGUCACCACAACCCUCAACGUGAGCGAUGUGACGUUCUUCCCCUCUCGCCUCACCCACAGCUAUGACCUGUUCGCAGCAUCCACAGACAAGGACGACAUAUUCUUCCUGGACCUCCACACUGGUAAAGUUGAGAUGAUCACAGGUGUCGGUCGGGCCAUGUCGGCCGACCAUGCCCAGUGGAAGAACACCAACCGACCCAUCGUGUCCUCGGGGGUGUUUGGACGCUUCAUGGUCUCCCCGGCAGAGUCAGCCAUCUUCGUCAUCAAUGGCGAAACCAGAACAGUCAACUGCGAGAUCGGCUCCCUCUUUCACCCUCGCCUGGCUGUUUGGGUCACCAGGAAAUACAUUUAAGUUGAUUUAAGUCGUUGUCGCUUCACUCUUCACCACACACUCAAUAGGACUUACCUUUCACCUGGAAUGAACAGACGUACGUAGUUAGUAAGCAUAAUUGUGAGGCUUAAAAGAGGAUAAACUAGAUUGCCUAUAAAUAUAAGAUCACCAAAGAAAAAAAAUGAAUUUGACUGAAAGAGCUGUUUAAGUCAUAGGCUUUUGAUUGCUCAGUUUGUUCCAAGUCUUUACCUCAGCGGAUGUGUCGGCUUGUGUUAGCUUGUAGAAUUAGAGGCGUCAAGCUGUCCCUGGGUGAAGUAGAGUGUUGACUUGCUACACGUUGUGGUAAGGAGGAGUGCUGCAAUGUCGCCUAUUCAUCAUUCUUUGUAUAUAUAUGUCAGGCAAACUGAGCGCUCAACAGCAGUAGUUCUUGGCCUUUUCAAAGUGAUGAACCCUUAGAAAAUAUGGUGAGUCAUGGACCACUCCCUUUGAUUUACAUUGAUGAGAAACUGUUCUAGAAGUCACAGCUUGAUGUCAGUUGUACAUCUUCCCAACAGUGCUAUCUCACUAAAUUACACUCAUCUUCAAUAAGCUAUGACUCUCAUAAAGGCCCAUAUUCUCGACACUUUUGGCUCUCACAACAAAUAUUUAUAAAGGCCACAAAGGAGAUUAGUUGGGUGCUCAUGAGUUUGUUUUCAUGAUCAUGGUGCAGAAGCCUUGUCAAAUGUCACUAGACUCAUGAGACUUUCCAUGGAUAUAUACUUACAACCUCUAUGAAAGCCUUACCAAAUGUGGGUGUGUAAGCUCUGAAAAGUUUGAGAAUAUGGGUCAUAAUACCAUCUACAUUUUUACAGCAAGAAAGUGAUUCAGACAUGAUUUUUUUGCAUAUGCACCCAGUUCACUGACCCCCUGAAGCCCAUCCAUGGAUGCCUUGAGAAUCUACAGACCACUGGUUAAGAAAGCCUGUCUUGACGGUUCUGUAAAAUGCAUAUCAUGUUUGCAUUUAUGUGUGAACUGUAUGUGGUUCCAAGGUGCAGUGUUCAGUGUGCCUGAUUUAAAUAUACACAAAGUAAUGAGCAGGGGACGGAACAGAGACCCUUUGCACCAGAAUUUUCACCAAGUUGAUGCUCUACCUCAUCAACGAACAUUGUGAUGCCAGGAAUUUUAGUACCUGGGUGGUGGUGGGUCACCUCGAGGUACACUCAAGGAAGAAGAGCCACAACAACUCUCCCUCAAGUGCCCAGACAGAGUGUGUUUGCUAGUCUGUACGUGCCAUUCCAUCCAGUACUCAUGUUGGGGGAAAAUGACUAUUGAACGGUAUAGGUACCCAAGGGAAAAUCAGCCAUCUAGAAGGUGCACUGAGGGAUCAAAACAAAGAGACAAAGCGAUAAAAACUAAGCUGGGAAACAUUAAGCCUUCGCUCUUCUUCAAUUCUUUGGUUCAUUCUUCCUCCUUUUCUUCACUCAUCUUGAAGCUAACUUUUGGUGCAGAUGCCCCUCUGGUUCAAGACGCCUCAUAUAUGGUACUUUGUUUUUGUGGCUCAGUUCAAUUUUCCACUUUUUCCCUCUUGACAUGAGCACUAGUGUGAAUGGUGUUUAUGGACUGCCAGACACACCCUACAAGAGUUUUGGUGGCUGCAUUCAAAGACAGAAAGACAGAUGAAGACCUGAGCUGGUGUACAGUGCCAUUCCAUUACUGUUCUGUCAGUGUCUUGUGCUAAAAGAAAAAAAGUACAUAUUGCGGUUGUGCUUCAUAAACAACAAUGGCAAAUUUAUUUUUAGCUCUACUUAACUUUGUAAUGAGAAAUGAAAAAAAAAGAGUAUGUAAUGUAGUUUUGCUCUGUGACUAACAAUAUUGGUAAAAUUUUCUCAGUGCAAGUCAAAAAUUAAUUAUAAAUCCCAUCUGUAGUGAUAGAGGCAUAGUGAAAAUUCAUGCAUUUUGCUCUGAAAAGUACAAUGUAGGCAAGAUUAUCUCAGAACAAGCCCCAAAAUUAAUUAUGAAUGCCAUCCAUAGUGAUAAAAGUCAUAGAAAUAAUACCAUUUUACUUAACUAACAGCAAUGGAAAAAUCAACUCUUGCUACUAAUUGAUUCUCUAAGAAAGACAAUAAUUAGCAGUACUGGCAAAAUUAUCUCUUUGCUACUCAUCUUCAUAAUGAAAAUAAGUUCAUAAUACCAUUUUGCUAUAGAAGUAACAAACGCCUCACAUUUCCUCGGCUUGAACCAUUCAGCUUCGUAACAGACUUGGUAACAGUAAAGCAGCUUUGCUCCAUAAAGAACAAAGUCGGUAAAAUUAUCUCAGAACCUCUCAGUUUUGUAAGACUCAGCAUAAUGAAUGCAAUUUUCCUCUAUGAAUAACAAAGCUGCUAAAAUUAUCUCCAUUUGAACCACUCAGCUUUUGUAACAGACUCGGUGAAAGAAAUGUAACUUAGAUAUAAAUGAUAACGUUAGAAUUAUCUCAGUAUGAAAAAAGGUAUUCCAAAUGCCAUCCAUUCUGAUACAGACAGUAAAAUGAACGCCACAAAGCUGACAAAAUCAGCCAAGUGUGAGUAAGUGUUAUUCCAGGUGCCAUCCAGCUAUUCUUGUAAGUGCAGAAUUUGUGUUUAAUUAAGAUUGCAUACAAUUCAAUUAUUCUAAGUCAACCAGUGAAGUUCAACCAAAAAUAAAUAAUUACAAAUACCAAUACUUUAAGCACAGAAUUCUUGUCAAGUUAACUAAGAUCCCGUCAGGUUCAGUUUAUCAGAAUCAGUAUAAUGGAACUCACCUCUCCAAGCCUUUACAAUACAAGGUCCAGCCAUUGUUUUUAAGUGCAGAACUUUUGUUAUAAAAACUCAGAUUACAUUUCAACUCAUUUGUUCAAAACGAGUCAAUUGAAUUCAACUAACUAUGCCUUUACAAUACAAGACAGCAAGACCUACAACAAUACUGAUCUGGAAAUGCCUCCAUGUAAUAGCAUCUCUGAAUGUCCCUCCUUCCAUUUCAUAGACACAUACUAACAUUUUCACCGUUGGAAAUACCACAAGCUGUGUACUGAGCCAGGGUGUGCUUGCCAAUCUGUACUUGCCACUCCAUGUAGCACUCAUAUCAGGGCACAAAAUGACUGGAAAACUGAGCCAAGGUACAACAAUUGACAACUCAGCAGUAUUUUUGUGUAGGAGUUGAUCUUAUGUAAUAGGUGACCCCCUCAGGCAAGGCUGUAACAUGUUCUAUGAAGGAAAACUUUAAUCCCUUAGAAAAUUAGUGUCCAUGUGAGAGUCAUCCAAUAGUAAGGUUGUAAGGGGUUAUGAAAAGUUGGGUCUUUCUUUUCACCUCCCUCUCUCUGUCCACAAAGUCCCUCCAGCCGUCCUUGUCAAUAUAUAUUUUUUUGUCACUCAACUUUCUCCGAUUUCUCUCCUCUCCUUUCUACUAUCUCCUCCACUUGGGUCUUCCUAUGGGUCAUCUUCUUUGUGGUACCCAUGCUAGUGCCUGUUUUGGAGAUCUCUCCUCGUCCAUUCUCUUUUGUGCAAAACAUAUGAAAUUCUGAAGAAAAUGCAAUGGUGGCAAGUUUGGAUAUUUCAUUAUAGGUAUUGGACUCAACUACAGAAAAGUUGGUCCCAUCUUUUGCACCUUCAUGUAUAGACCCUCAGGUAAACUACCGAGACUGACCCUGUGAACUUGCUUUCGAAAAAAUCCUUACAAAAAUUGGCUCAGAGAAGUAUCUAUGAUUUAGUCAAAGUUAAAACUGAUAAACAUUUUUAAUUUUGACAGUAGUUGAUUUUUAUGCUUCACCUUAAAUUUCCAGUCUUUCUUUUACCGUGGUAUGAGUGGCAAUAGGAGUGGUGCGUACAGGUGGGUGAGUGCACCCCGCAGUGGAGAAAUCUUGCUUAAGUAGAAGUGUGUGUGGGUUUGCUGCCGCCAGAGUACUGUACCUAUAUCAUUCCCUGCCUUACCAAGCACUCCUCAGUUUGCCUCACCCACUACAACAGUCGCUACAUGUAUGGAUGACGGUCAACUUUUUACAGCAUAUUACAGACUGCAGUAAACCCUCUAUUUAACGAACUAGUUUGGAAGUUCACCUAGUCAUUAUAUAUGAUAUAUACACUAUAUAUAUCCAAAGGUGUUGAUUUAUUGAAGGUAGCAUCUAUAUCUGUCUACUCUGAUUCACAUUCCUUGGAGUUCCCUUGAGGGGAGGCCAUGGUAAAAGACUCUAUUUGCUCCUAUCUCACACUCCAUCCUUGCCUUCUGUCCUCAUUUUUCUGUCCCUUCUUCUUUCAAGGUUCUGUAGCAAAUGAAAGCUAAAGAUAUCAUUCACAGUGAUUAAUUGCUUUGAUUUUAUUUUUACUGUUUAAAAAGUAUUGUUUUAAUAACAUGAAAGUAUUAUAAUAAAAGGCUAUAUAUAGCUACAAAUUGCCAAGUGUGUUUAUGUGGUUCGAUAAAUCCAAUUUUUGUUUAGUAGAGGUUUGUCAAAUAGAGGGUUUACUGUACUAGGAAAAAUACUGUACUAAUAAUAAUAAUAUAAUGUUCUCUCUGUAAGUUAAGAAUGUGAGGUGUGUGUGCACUAUAUUACUGUCACAAAAUAGUCUAGGACUCGAGGAUCAUACAUGAAUGUACAUACUAUAAAAAGUCCUCUUUCUAUGUAAUAGCCUUCACCUGCAAAGACUCUAUUCCCCGCCCCAGCGCCUCCCUCAAAGACAAGGCUCACAAGAUGCCGCUGCUUUGUCACCUCAUCCUCAUGGUGUAUUUAACUCAGAGGGGGAAAAUGACAUCAAAUGCACUUUUUAUCACCAACACACCAUAAAUGAUUGAUAAUGAUGACGACCAAAAAAUGAAUGUAUUCCUGCCCUCAGAGGAUAAGAGAAUGCAAGGAAAUACACUUUUUUAUCAGCAGCUGCACGCUACAACUAAUUGGUAAUGACUGAAUGAUGAGUGACACAGCUGCCCCCACCAAGCUGCCCCGAUGAAAAGGUUAAAGGCAAAGGAAUGAAGGUGCGGCCAUAUGAUGGAGCGAUGUUUUUGACGGAGCAGCUGCGACGGACUAUAGUUAAGGAUGUAGGCGUUAAGUUUUCAUUUUGUAUUUAUAACCAUAAGCUAAAGUCUCGCAUCUUUGAGUUGUUUCAGGCGUCAUACUGUUUACUGUCGACUUAACAAACUCAGAAUUCAUGGAGAUCACCACCAGCUGACAAAUUCCACAGGCCCCAACAUCAGUCUGUGGACUGCAACCAUUACUUGGCAAAGUGUUUGCUUCUCAGCGCUGCUACAGCUCUUUUUUUAUGCCUACUUCAGUGCAUACUUUAAGACCUUGUGCAUUAACGGACCUCCUCUCCCCCUUAUUUGUGCAAUAAGUCGAGAGCAAACAGUAUGUGAGUUUUGGUUAGCUUAGCCCCCAUGCAGCUUGUCUGAGUGGAGGAGGCAGAGGGCGGUCGUCCACAUAUCAGGUGACAGAACAGAACUCCCAAGUGUUCGCUCCAGGCCAUCUGAUAGCUCCGUAAUGGCACACUUCAUGUCUGUAUAAGUCAAUAUACAUAUAUAAAUAUAUAUAUGAUAUUUUCAUAUUAUUUGCUAGACUGGUUUGUAGUUUCCAAUAUAAAGCUGGCAGCCACAAAGACAUACCAUAAAUACGUGUAUGAAAGUUGAUCCCAUGUGACAGUCAACCCCAUGCAAGAACCCCCAUGGCUAUGAUAUACUAGAUUGAGGAAUCAGUUUAAUCUCCAGGAAAAUACUGAAUGUUCUAAUGUAAACAAUAAAAUUUUCUAAUGAUUUUUGGCUAAGUUUAGGGGUCAACCUUUUCUGGAGGGUUCAAAUUAUACCUCAGUGGAUCACAUCAUCCAUAGCCUUGGGGUGCUCACUUUUACAUGAGACUAUGACUUCUGCACGCGUAUAAUAUGGCACCAUAGAUACGCGAGUUAAAGUGUAUUCCAUGUUCCCCAAGGCUAUGGGAGGCGCAGCUGAGGAAUAAACUGAACCUCCUAGAAAAGUACCAAACAUACUUUGGUGGGAUUCAUAAUUUCAGAACAGUUUCUGAAUGCAAAGUUUGGUGAACCAGCUUCUACAUGGAUACUGCUUUGGUAGGAGGUUAAAAGUUAUUCCUCAGUUGAACAUUCUCAUAACCUUCGAGGGUCAACUUUCCCAUGAGAUUGACUUUGACAUGAGUAUAAUUUGGAAGCAUGGAGUCAGUCCCAUUAACCUGGCCUUAAGUAAAAAGAAUCUUCAGGAAAUGACUCUUACACAAGGUAUGUACAGUCAGCCAAAAAAGUAGCAAAUGGUCAUGGAUCAAUUGAAUAGAUUUUGAGCAAAAUCUACAGACUUGGUGUUGUGAUGGUUAGGUGGGCACCAGUGGGUAGACUCUAGCUAUUGGUACCCACCUAACCAAUACAACACCAUGUCUAAAGAUUUUGCUCAAAUUCUACCCCGUCAACCCACAGAUGUUCAAUACUUUUUUGGCGACUGUACAUUAGAUACAAAGCCUUCCUAGGAGGGACACACAGGUGGCAGCGCUCUCCUUGAUAUAUAUAUAUAUGUGUGUCGAAAAAUCAUGAGGCCUGAAGGACUAACAUAAUCUAAGCUAAAUGUACAUAAAGUGUUGUCUUCUAGCCAUCAAUGAAUGCUGUCCAAGAAAGGAAGAAAUGGAGAUUAAAUUGAUAUUCCAUCGUUCAUUCAGCCAGAAUCAUUUCAUCCAUUACUGACAUUCCCUUUUUUCCUGUUUAAGGAGUAGUUUUUUUCUUUCACUCAACUUGACAGCAUGGUAAAGUACAUCCCCAAGACUAUGGCUUUUCAGCUGAGGAAUAUGAUGCAACCCCUCGACAAGCAGUAUCCAUGUAUGAGCCGACUCUCUAAACUUGGCCUUCAAAAGUAUCGUAAAGAACGUUUAGCUUUUACACAACUAUGAACUGUAGGCUACUGGUGUAAAAUUAUCUCCCGAAAAAGUCAGCCCCACUCCCAAGACUAUAUGAUGUCUUUGGUUGAGAAAUAAAUAUUACCCCCUGAAAGUGUGGUGUGCCUAUAAGAGUUGGCCCUGUGACCAUGGCCUUGAAAUAAUCAUUUCAAAAUUUUGACUUUUCCACAAGCAUGUGCAGUUGUCACAGAUGGAUUUGAGGGUGCCUCGAGUAGUGGCUUCAAGUACACAUUAAUGUUGUCACCCUAGAAUAUUUAGUACCUAAUAUUGUUAUACUACUGACAACAGCAACAAAACCCUGUAAAUGACUGAAAAGUAAUACUUAUGUUUCUUUCAGAGCUGAUGUGAGUUAUUUUGCAGUUUUGGCAUCACACAAGUUACUGUUCAUUGCUUAUAACAUUCAUUUAAAUAUUGAACAUGCCGAGUGCUGAACAACCCCUAUAUAUGAUAGAUGAACAAGACUCAAUUCUGUGAGGCUGAACUGAAGCUUUGUGAGACAGUCGUUAACACAGUCACGUUUGUCAGCCCUUCCAUCCUUGGUUACGUGCAGCUUGUGUUCCAGUCCCUGUGUAUAUCAGUGUAAUUCUGACAACUGCGUGUGUACGUGCUAUUCAUAUGUAUUUAACUUUGUGAUAUGUACAACUGAUUUUAAUAAGACACAUAUAUU
Messenger RNA from Eriocheir sinensis (Chinese mitten crab), 10405 nucleotides. RefSeq names its product follistatin-related protein 5-like. NCBI's taxonomy places the organism in Eukaryota, Metazoa, Arthropoda, Malacostraca, Decapoda, Varunidae. Gene Ontology annotation, biological process: synapse organization; homophilic cell-cell adhesion; regulation of BMP signaling pathway. Bases 126 to 2894 code for a protein of 922 amino acids. Gene Ontology annotation, molecular function: axon guidance receptor activity; protein binding; calcium ion binding. The record is from RefSeq and is a predicted model, not a curated record. The transcript is spliced from 21 exons. Gene Ontology annotation, cellular component: axon; neuronal cell body; plasma membrane.